AUGGCAUUACGUUCUCUUGGGUACAAUAUGUACGAAGAGAAAAGGAAAGAAAGAGUGGGCUUUCCACCGGAGAGACAGAAAAAGAAAAAAGAAACAGAUAAGGAGAUUGAGGAAGAAGUCGUAAAGAAUGUUGAAAAAGAGAUCGAGAAAGAGGUAGAAAAGGAGGUGGAAAAGGAGGAAGAGAAGGAGGAGGAGGAGGAGGAGGAGACAGAAACAAGCAUAAUUGGAAAGUUUUUGGAAGUAGAGCAGCAACGAGAAGAAACAGCGACACUAAUUGAAAUGGAAGAAAUGGCGCCAAGAGUGGAACAUGGUAAACAAGAAAGAAGGCGGAGAUAUCAUAGUUGGAAUUUUUUGACAUAUGCUAAAAACGAAAAUACAGAAAAAAUGAUAACGAAACUGAAAUCAGUUAUAAGAGCUAAGUUGUCCAAAGAGAUGUACGGUGAUAUAGUGAAACAGAUUUUAAUCGACAAAGAAAUGUUGAAUCAUCGACAUUCGUGGUGGAAUUCGAUGAACUACCGCCACUAG
Octopus bimaculoides (California two-spot octopus) is the source of this 525-nucleotide messenger RNA. RefSeq lists its product as uncharacterized. Lineage: Eukaryota; Metazoa; Mollusca; Cephalopoda; Octopoda; Octopodidae. The record is from RefSeq and is a predicted model, not a curated record.